Messenger RNA from Penicillium cinerascens, 1140 nucleotides. RefSeq names its product bifunctional alcohol dehydrogenase/S-(hydroxymethyl)glutathione dehydrogenase. Gene Ontology annotation, cellular component: cytosol. The transcript has 6 exons. The record is from RefSeq and is a predicted model, not a curated record. Gene Ontology annotation, biological process: formaldehyde catabolic process. The coding region runs from base 1 to 1140 and encodes 379 amino acids. Gene Ontology annotation, molecular function: S-(hydroxymethyl)glutathione dehydrogenase [NAD(P)+] activity; zinc ion binding. Lineage: Eukaryota; Fungi; Ascomycota; Eurotiomycetes; Eurotiales; Aspergillaceae.
AUGGCUAGCACAGUGGGACAGACCAUCACUUGCAAGGCUGCAAUUGCCUGGGCUGCCGGUGAGCCCCUGUCCGUCGAGGACGUUGAGGUUGCUCCUCCCAGAGCGCACGAGGUGCGCAUCCAGAUUCACCACACCGGUGUCUGCCACACCGAUGCCUACACGCUCUCCGGCAAGGAUCCCGAGGGUGCUUUCCCCAUCGUCCUGGGUCACGAGGGUGCCGGUAUCGUCGAGUCCGUCGGCGAAGGUGUAACUUCGGUCAAGCCCGGCGACUACGUCGUCGCUCUCUACACCCCGGAAUGCCGUGAGUGCAAGUUCUGCAAGUCCGGCAAGACCAACCUGUGCGGCAAGAUCCGAGCUACCCAGGGUAAGGGCGUGAUGCCCGACGGCACCUCGCGUUUCAAGGCCCGCGGCAAGGACAUCCUGCACUUCAUGGGUACCUCCACCUUCUCCCAGUACACCGUCGUCGCCGAUAUUUCCGUAGUCGCCGUCACCCCCAAGAUCUCCACCGACCGGUCCUGCCUGCUCGGCUGUGGUAUCACCACCGGCUACGGUGCCGCCGUAGUGACCGCCAAGGUGGAGCAGGGCUCCAACGUGGCUGUCUUCGGUGCCGGCUGUGUCGGUCUGUCCGUCAUGCAGGGUGCCGUUAAGAACAAGGCCGGCAUGAUCAUUGCCGUCGAUGUCAACGACAGCAAGGAGGCCUGGGCCCGCAAGUUCGGUGCCACCCACUUCGUCAACCCCACCAAGCUCUCCGGCAAGACCAUCCAGGAGCACCUGAUCGAGAUGACCGAUGGCGGUUGUGACUACACCUUCGACUGCACCGGCAACGUCGGUGUCAUGCGUGCCGCUCUCGAGGCCUGCCACAAGGGCUGGGGUGAGAGCAUCGUGAUCGGUGUGGCCGCUGCUGGCCAGGAGAUUUCCACUCGGCCAUUCCAGCUGGUCACCGGUCGUGUGUGGAAGGGAUGUGCCUUCGGUGGCAUCAAGGGCCGCACUCAGCUGCCCGGUCUCGUGGACGACUACCUGAACGGCGAGCUCAAGGUGGACGAGUUCAUCACACACCGCGAGCCCCUAUCGGCCAUUAACACUGCCUUCGACCAGAUGAAGCUGGGCGACUGCAUCCGCUGCGUCGUGGACAUGAAAUAG